AUGGCGGAGGGUGAGCCAUCCUACAUAGACUAUGAGGCCUUCCUAGACCCGGAGUUCUCUCCGGCGUCAUUCGCCAAUUCCCUGGUGCUGAGCACCAACAAUGCCACAGACACACCGCUGGAUUUAUCAACACCGCUAUCACGAGUGCUAUUUGAUCUCCAGGAAAUCGACACCCACAUCCAUACGUUGACGACUAAGUCGGCUCUCCCGCUGCUCGCACACACACAAGAUCAGACUGCGUCGGCGGAACGCAUUCUCAAGGAAGCCGGGACGCAAGUCACCUCCGUGACGCAAGGAUAUGAACGGUUAGAGAAGGAAGUGGUGCGCAAAUGGGAAGCGGCCGAAGAGGCGCGAAUCGCCGCCGAGAAGUCACUCGCAACAGUUCGGCUCGCACGGGCGACGGCACGCUGUCUGACGCUGGGCCGGCAGCUGGAGAGCCAGGUCGCCGAAAUCACGGGCCGAGGUGCAGCAGGACAGGCUGCGUUGGCAAAUCCGGAGGGAACGGUAUCCACAACGGGCAAGGACGGGUUCCGAGCUCUGGAACGAGCUGCAUACACGAUUCUGAAUCUGCGGCAGAUGUUCUUGGCGUCAGCCGAGGGCGACGAGGGCUACGGCUUGGACCGAGUCAAGGUCAUCCGCACUCUUCGCCAGGAAUUUGUGAUCCCCGCCGAGAAUAUGGUCAAGGCACGAGCCCAGCAGACUAUCAAUCGCUUCUCCAUAUCGUCCACUUCCAACGCUACUUCAAAUGGCCAGUCUGCCAUGUCGUCUGGCUAUAAGCAAGCUCGGGAUGCCCGAGCGCGACUGGCCACAGCUGCCACUACUUUAUAUUUACUCUCGCCCAUGUCUCCCGGGCCUGUGACCACGGCCGAGUACAAGCCUGAGCUUCUCCUCUCGACAUUACAGGGGUACAUGCACACCGCGAUCAUGACCUCGGUCAAUGCCCUCGCCCGGGCAUUGACCCAGCUACCAACCAUGGAACGGACUCUCGACGACGUCUCUGGCCGAUGCCAGGAUAUUGUUGCGUUAGAGGCUAUCCUUCGAAACCUGCGAACACCCACACACCCUCUGCUGGCACCCCCCGUCCCCGAGGACCAGCCUGCUCCCGAUGGGGCGUCAUCGGCAGCAGCCUCGACCAAGGCGAAUCUCCUCCAGCCCCUCCUCCAAGCCCUGGACACGACGUCAUCGCUAGCGUCCUAUUACUGGCGCUCGCUCGCCUCCCCUCUCAAGGCGCGCGUCCAGGAGAUCCUAAGCCGGGGCGGCAUGUCGGCCCGCGCGCUGCGAUCCAGCCGUGACCGGCUCCGGACCGAGAUCAAGGAUUGCGUGCUUCGUGGUUCGCAGGGGUCUGCCACGGACGCAGGCACUGCUAGGGCCUGGGAAAUGGAAGCUGCGGUGAUGGUGAGCGCGGUGGUUGGUCCACUGGGGCGGUAA
Molecule: messenger RNA, 1428 nt
Organism: Penicillium alfredii
Lineage: Eukaryota; Fungi; Ascomycota; Eurotiomycetes; Eurotiales; Aspergillaceae
Product: putative Golgi transport complex component Cog5
Exons: 1
Coding region: 1-1428 (475 amino acids)
Biological process (GO): intra-Golgi vesicle-mediated transport
Cellular component (GO): COG complex
Source: RefSeq, a predicted model, not a curated record